AGGCUUCCCCGUUCCAUCCCCUAUCGAUCCCUUUUUCCACCAGAAAUCCUUCGUUCCGAUCAAGUUUCGUUGCGCCGUGCGUAAUAAGCAAGCUCCGAGGAACAGGAAGAUGGGUAAAACAUGGGCGCUCAUCACCCACCUCCACGCUCUCGCAGGGCCGACUCUCACUCUAAUAUACCCUCUGUACGCGUCGAUCUGCGCGAUGGAGAGCACGUCCAAGCUGGACGACGAGCAGUGGCUGGCCUACUGGAUAAUCUACUCCUUCAUCACCCUCUUCGAAAUGGCGGCCGAGAACGUCCUCUACUGGAUACCGCUGUGGUACGAGGCGAAGCUGCUGUUCGUGGCGUGGCUGGUGCUGCCGCAGUUCAGGGGCGCCUCCUUCAUCUACGACAGGUUCGUCAGGGAGCAGCUGAGGAAACACGGGGUGAGGCUGCACGAUCACCACGGCCACGGCCACGGCGCCGAGCACGAACCGCACCCGCACAUCCUCAAGGCUGAGCAUGGCCAUGGCGUGCACUGAGGAGGCCGGCCCGGAAAUAUACGUUGUUCAUCGGAGAAGUAACCUGACCCGGCUGGACUGGUUCCGUCUUGGUACAGAGGAACGAACGGUUGCCAGUGCUGUCUGUAGUAUUAGCCUGUAACAACAUUGCGACGAGAACGCUAGGACACUGCAUCAGUCUGUGCUCGAGCUAAUUAUUCCGAUGGUCCUGAUUGUUCAGCGGGAGGAGCCCCCCUGUUCUUUGUCACGAAUAAUAAAAUCUGAGCAGGAAUUACAUUGAUGAGCA
This is a messenger RNA of Setaria italica (foxtail millet), 785 nucleotides long. RefSeq names its product protein HVA22. Lineage: Eukaryota; Viridiplantae; Streptophyta; Magnoliopsida; Poales; Poaceae. The record is from RefSeq and is a predicted model, not a curated record. Bases 110 to 520 code for a protein of 136 amino acids. The transcript is spliced from 5 exons.